Molecule: messenger RNA, 519 nt
Organism: Vicia faba (fava bean)
Lineage: Eukaryota; Viridiplantae; Streptophyta; Magnoliopsida; Fabales; Fabaceae
Source: the annotation of a GenBank genome assembly
AUGGUUAUGGAUAUUUUUCUUAGGAACAAAGGCCCCCUGGCUAGAGCUAAUGAUACUAGGCAGCACCUUACCAAGCCUGCCAGUCAGAAUCUUAGCAAUAAUUUUAUAAAAGGUUGUACACCCUGCAAUGGGCAUGUAGUCCUUGAUGUGUUUAGCACUGUCACUCUUGGGAAUCAAGGUGACCACAGUGUUAUUGAAGCCUCUAUACAACUUUCCAUUCUUGACAAAUUCCAUAACAGCUGCAGUGACAUCCUUCUUGACAAUUUGCCAACUAGCUUUAAAGAAUUUUGCAGUAAAACCAUCCAUAUCAGGGCUUUUAGCAUCACCAAUGCCUUUCAAUGCUUUUUAUAUCUCCUUCUCAAUAAUAUCCCUCACCAAGAACUUUCUCUGCUCCAUAGUAAGCUGAUUACCUCUUCUCAUAAUGUCAAUAUCCACAUGAUUCAAGUAACUAUCCUCUUUCCCCAUCAAAUUUUCAUAGAACUCAACAACCUCAUUCUCAAUCUCAUGUUGACUAUUUAA